Schistocerca nitens (vagrant locust) is the source of this 2119-nucleotide messenger RNA. RefSeq names its product oxidative stress-induced growth inhibitor 1-like. The transcript is spliced from 6 exons. The coding region runs from base 342 to 1727 and encodes 461 amino acids. Lineage: Eukaryota; Metazoa; Arthropoda; Insecta; Orthoptera; Acrididae. The record is from RefSeq and is a predicted model, not a curated record.
UAAUAUCUUUGUCCAACAGCUGACGCUCAUACGAACACCGACAGGAGAAUGUAGAAAAUGCGAUCGCGAUUAAUCUACGGAGGGAUUCGAAUUGAAGGAACUGUGAUUAAAAACGAUUUAUACAUCUCAUUUCACUUUAGUGAAGAAAGUGUAUGUUGUACUUAACAGCCGAGGAUCUUAAAAGUAGUGAGGUGGACAAUUGUUUUGAAAUUUAAACUAAAUGUUUUCAUGAACGUAACAUAACUAAGAAAAUGCAGGACAUAGUCUCAAGAAAUUAUUCGUCAGUGUCACCAGAACGAUGCCAAUUAUCGUUCGACAACCAGACUAAAGUCGUGUGAAUCAUGAAGAACAACCUGGCGCCUGAUUUCACGACGGACAACGAGAUAUACAAAGACGUAGUCAUUGUAGGAAAUGGCCCAUCGGCUAUGGCACUUUCGUUUCUACUGUCAGGAAACUUACCAUAUUACACUGGUGGAGAGCAUCCAGAUGAAAUGUUAACUGCUCGGCUGAGGGUUACGUCACUUGAUGUGACACUGUUGGAUCAAGAUUUGGAAUUCCUGUCUCAGGGACUAGAGGGACGGUCACAAAACCCUGUUGCAGUGUUGAUGGAUAGCCUGGCUCGACCAGGAGCUGACGUUGGCUUGGAGAUUGAUCCUUUGGUACAAUACAGACGUGCACCAACAGGACGGCAGUUACCCUCUUACAUUGCACUGGGACGUGGGCCUCCAGGUGGUGUAUGGCAACGCGUUGAUGGACAAGUGCUAGCACUGUCUCCAGCUUCUUGGAUGUCAUUGCCAGGAGUUCCCCUGGAAGGGAGUGGGCGUCCUCCUGCAGGAAGGGUUGCACAGUAUCUUGCUGCAUAUCCUUCUAUAACAGGAAUCAGUGACAAUUUCCACUCAGGAGUAGAUGUAACACGCAUCUCUCCUCCUCCUGUUGCUGAAAGUUCUGACAAGCUGUGGAGGGUGGAAGCAACUGAUGGUCGUGCAGUAUUUAAUUACAAAUGCAGGACAGUGGUCCUGGCAACUGGAGCACAUGAUGUACCUAAUCAAUUGGGAGUGCCUGGUGAAGACAGCUUGCAAUGGGUUUUCCAUGAUGCCGCCUCCUUGGAGCGAGCUCUUGACUGUCCUGGUAUGAUAGGCACUGGCGUAAACCCUGUGCUUAUCGUAGGUGCAGGGUUGAGUGCUGCUGAUGCUGUCAUAGCUGCCCGCUUCCGUUCUCUUCCAGUCCUACACGUGUUUCGGAGGCGUCUUGAUGCACCGCUGUUUGAUCAUGUGCUGCCUGAGAAUGUUUAUCCUGAGUACCAUAAGGUACGUCAAAUGAUGGCUGAUGGAGGUCACUGUUACCCAAGGUACCAGGCUCUGGCAGAUGCUGCUGUAUUGGAGUUCUCUGAGGAAGGGACAGGUUCACAGGCUGUUCGAUCAGUGCUUAUUCGUGGAGCGGACGGGAAAAGAGAGCGAGUCCAAGUGUGUGCUGCUGCUAUCCUGACUGGUGCUAGGCCUGAUCUCUCAUUUAUUCCUGAAGAGCUUGUGGCACAACUUACAUGUAAUUCAACAAAGCCAGUGGAUCCACGUCGUAAUCCAAUUGCUGUGGAUCCUUACACUCACAAAGUGCUCCAUGCUCCUUCAGGUCUUUACGCUUUAGGACCUCUUGUCGGUGACACCUUCGUGCGAUUUGCUGCUGCUGGAGCCCAUGCUGUUGCUGCAUCUCUGCUUGGUGACCUUACGUAACCAACAUAAGGGAUGAAACUUGGUUGACUUUCUUAUUGUGCUAUGAAAACACCAACGGGUAACUUGCCAGCUACUACAGUGGCAUCUGUGGAUCGCUGUAUAUAAAUUCAACAUGUCUGUGAUAUUAUUUUAUUAAUUUCCUGUUGUGUAUAAACUGAUCCUUGAUGUGACAAUGGUAUUCUGAUCAGAUACUGAAUGAUUUUGUAAAUAUGUGUGUAGGAUAUAGUUUUUCAUAUUGUCAGUCCUAUGUUUACUGACUCUAAUAUUGAGUCCAAAAUCAGUAUAUUAAUGCAGCAAGCUGUAUUGGUGGGUGCUAUUUUUAUGUUCCAUGAUGCAUUGAUGUCUAUUUAUUUAUUUUCAUAUCAUUUUUAAAAUAUAUAAGCAGAAUUUUA